GGCUACUCCUCCUCACUCCUCCACUCCUCUCACUCCAUUCACAGAGAAAGCUCUAAGCAGAAACCUCUCUCCUCCUUGAAUGGUCUCCAUCCCUUAGAGCCAAACAUUCUUUUACUGCUGUUGUGGACAAAAACUGAAGAUCACAUCUGAUCAUUGUGUUUAAUUUUUUUCUUAUUUCUUUGCAUUGUGAUACUGCUGAGAAAAAUUGACCGCUGUGAUUUUUCUGCGUUGCCAUGAACUUCUUUCGGACUUAAGGAGUUUGUAGAGCAGCUGUGUAUCAAGUAAACAACUGAAGCGCAACAGCUGAAGCCAAGAAGACUCGUCAGAGAGAAGAAGCACUACUUACAGUGAGAGAAAAUCUUUCUAGACUCUCAAGGAUUAAGAGGGUGGUGUGUGUUUUGGGCUUAGGUCAGACAGAUACAAAGGCAGGGAGGCAGAAAGGUAGAAAGACACAGGGAGGCAGAUCAAAUUUAAAAAUAGCCUACCUUUUUCCUCCUUUUCUCCCCUGGACCACAAUGGGUUCAGACGUACGCGACCUGAACUCCCUGCUGCCCCCAGUCCCGGCGGGACCGAGCCCUGGCUGCCCGGCCCUACCUGUCAGCACAGCCCCUCAGUGGGCUCCUGUCCUGGACUUCCACACUGCUGCCUCCCCUUACUCCUCCCUGGCUGCCCCCCACACCUCCCUGGGGCCACACUCCUUCAUCAAGCAGGAACCCAGCUGGGGGGCUACCGGUGACCCCCACCACCACGACACUGACCCCCACUGUGGCCUCAGCGCCUUCACUGUUCAUUUCUCGGGCCAGUUUACAGGCACAGGGGCCUGCAGGUAUGGGGCGGCAUUCGGGGCACCCCCGCCUCCAACACCACCCGGCCAACCACCACCUGUGACUGCCCCACACCACCACCAGCCCCCCAGCAGGAUGUUCAGCAACCCGCCAUACCUGACCAACUGCAUGGACACACAGCAGGCAGCCCGCAACCAGACAGGUUAUAGCACGGUUGCAUUUGAUGGAGCUGGUAAUUAUGGUCACACUCCUACACACCACAGCUCACAGUUCUCCAACCACUCCUUCAAACAUGAAGACGCUUUAACUCAGCAGAAUACUAUGGCUGAGCAGCAGUAUCCUGUACCUCCUCCUGUUUAUGGAUGCCACACACCUUCAGACAGCUGUACUGGCAGUCAGGCUCUGCUGCUGAGGAACCCUUACAACAGCGGAGAAAAUUUAUAUCAAAUGACCUCUCAGUUGGAGUGUGUGACAUGGAACCCUGUCAAUACACUGGCAUCCACCAUAAAGAGCCAUGCAACAGGCUACGACAGUGACCCAAGCACCCCCAUGGUGUACAGCUGCAGUACGCAGUACCGCAUACACACACAUGGAGUUUUCAGGGGCAUACAGGAUGUGAGGCGGGUGCCAAGCAUCGCUCCAACCAUUGUGCGGUCAGAGACCAGCGAGAAGCGUCCAUUCAUGUGUGCCUACCCAGGGUGCAACAAACGCUACUUCAAACUGUCUCAUUUGCAGAUGCACAGCCGCAAACACACAGGGGAGAAACCCUAUCAGUGUGAGUUCACAGACUGUGGCCGGCGGUUUUCCCGCUCAGACCAGCUCAAAAGACACCAGAGGAGGCACACAGGAGUUAAACCCUUCCAAUGCGAGACGUGUCAGAGAAAGUUCUCUCGGUCUGACCACCUUAAGACACACACCCGGACUCAUACAGGUAAAACAAGUGAGAAGCCAUUUAACUGCAGGUGGCCAAACUGUCAGAAGAAGUUUGCCCGGAGUGAUGAAUUGGUGCGACACCACAACAUGCACCAGAGGAACCUCACCAAGCUCCAGCUUGCCAUCUGAACCAGCCCAUAUCCCAGUUUUAAAUGUAAACAUCUGGGUUGCAUCUGCUUAUAUUUUCUGGUGACCCCCUUUACACGUUCAAAACCAGCCUCUGUAAACUCCAGUGGAGUCCUAAUGGGUCCCUAAAAAUGUUAAGAGUAGGUGUAUAACAUUUAAAUUUGAAUAACUUAAUACCACAGUCUACACUUGGAUGCAAAAUGUAAAUCUAAAUACAGUGUGUCUUGGAAACUGUGCUGUGACUUUCAGAAUGUGGAAUUUAAAGGAUAAGGCUGGCAAUAUUCUGUAUUUUUGUUGUUUCCAACAAAUCCAAUGAAAUGACCAAACCCAACAAUAUGUGAAAAACACAGGCCCUCAUUCAAUUGAAUAAGACCAGAAUGUUGACGGAGCAGGGGGUCCAACAAUAAAAAAUCUAGGAUUAUCUGCAUUAAGUUGAACCUGGCUCAGCUUCUGCUGCAGCACAACGUCAUUUCGUAAAAAUGCAGCGUUGCACAGUCAAAUACAUUGAAACUUUCCUGGUAGAUAACUUUAUAUCUCUAGUGUUUACCUUGCAAUUGUGGUAAAAUGAGUUGUAAAAUUAUCAUUAGUAUAUUAUUGUAACUAUCUAUUAGCGCAGAUGUGGCUGUAGUCAGAAUUUAUGCCACCAUAGUGGUGUAUGUGGGUUUUAUUCAAAAUAAAAGCCCAUGUUCAUUGUAAUGAAGGAACAUGUCACCCGGUGCAGCAGUGUGGCUCAUUUACUAUAUGUGUUUUAAUUGUUUUUGGUCAAUGAUGGCACAAAGGAAUAAGGUCUGUCAGGUUCUGGCUCAACAAACAAUACUUGUUAGUAAGAUCAAUUCCUUCUUGGUUUUGGUCUUUUCAUAAGAUUUAUUGACAAUGAAUAAAAUGCAGAACAUCACCAGACCCAUCAAGUAAAUAAAUCUUUCCACUAGUUUUGAAUUUUUAUUUCAUAAAGUCAGUCAGAACCUGAGUUUUUCCUGGUUUUCCUAAUAGAAUUCCCAACUGAGAAAAGCAUUGUCUAAUGUUUUUCCUUUUCCUUUUUACUACUUUUUUCUGCUGGCAUAAAAUGCUGUGUUAGGCAGAUGUAAAUAUAAAAAAUUACACAAACCCCAUUAGAUCCUCAUGUACUUUAUAAGGGCCUCAUGCCCUGCACUUCUGAACAGGUCCAGAGUGAAGGUUGGUAUCUUUCCACGUCAGGUGCUGAAGAAACUGACAAAAAUGCUGCCAUCUUAACUAUAACGUAAUAUCUCGUUCAUCCCUAAUUAUUGUCUGUUUCCUUGCCACCAACCACCACCAUGUGUACAGGGCAGUCAAAAGUCAGCCACAUUCAUGCUCCCUACACUUUAGCGCCUCCUCAGCUGUUGUAAAUAUCAACUAUGUUGAACUACUUUGGGAUGGCUUAUUUAUUAUCUUUUCAAGGACAAAUAUUGCUUUUGCUAGAUUGAUUUAAAGGGAGAGACAUGUCAUUCAGUGUCUCUUGUGCUCAUGUACAGCACAGCCCUCACCUUCUCUUCCUACAGUAUAGUUUUCAAAGUUCAACGAUACAAGAUAGUGCUUGAUUUAAUUUGAAAAGAUCAAAUUAAGUAAACAAUUUGCAUCUGACACCCCAUGCAGUGCUUGCAAUGUAAGCUUUUGGUUUUUUGUCUGGUCAGCAGAAAACGUAUUUUGCAAACACAAAUAUGCCUUUACGGUUGUAUUUAAAAAGCUGAACUUUUUUGUUUUUGAGUAAUGUGAAAAUUGGAUAUUUUUUCUAGCAGUACUCAGCACUCUUGGAGAUAAAUUGUCUGAGUCUCUUGUCUCUAUAUUGUGUACAUAUUGCUGGACUUUGGCAGUGUUUUAGACACUGCAACCUCUAAAAUAUGUCUGCUGGGUCACACUGGCUCUGUGGCCGGGACAUUAUUGUCAAGAUGUAAAUAAUACUUCUUCUCCACGGGAACUGAACUCUUUCCAUGGGGGGAAACAUGUAACUUAACUGAUAUAUUUUAGACUUUCUUUGGAUGGAUCCAGGAACUGUUUAUACUUUCUUUUUUCUUUCUGGGAUGUGUAUUAAUAUUUGAGUCAUAAAACAGCAAAUGUCAGUGAAACAUUUUGUACUCAAAAGUGUGAGAUUAUUAAAAAUGAUGUUUUUUUUCU
Messenger RNA from Xiphias gladius (swordfish), 3974 nucleotides. RefSeq names its product WT1 transcription factor a (gene wt1a). Gene Ontology annotation, molecular function: RNA polymerase II cis-regulatory region sequence-specific DNA binding; DNA-binding transcription factor activity, RNA polymerase II-specific. The record is from RefSeq and is a predicted model, not a curated record. The transcript is spliced from 9 exons. Bases 516 to 1847 code for a protein of 443 amino acids. Gene Ontology annotation, biological process: regulation of transcription by RNA polymerase II. Gene Ontology annotation, cellular component: nucleus. Lineage: Eukaryota; Metazoa; Chordata; Actinopteri; Istiophoriformes; Xiphiidae.